AAAAAUUAAUCACAUCCGAAGCCCAUGAACUCUCUUACACAAACAAAGCCCAAUUAUGCAUACUAUAAAUACCUAAAUCUUCAAAUCUUCUUCCUCCACCACCGAUUUCAAACUUCACCUCACACUAAAUACUUCUCUCCGUCGCCCAAGAGCCCAUCCCAGUCGUCGCCUAGGCCUAAUCCCCUCGCCUUUACAGCCGUCGCCUUUCAUCUUCGCCAGCCCCUGCUGUAACCCACCCCGCACCCUGCCAAACCCACCCCUGCGCAACCCCUCUCGCUGCUCGCUGUCGCGCCGCCCUGCGCCACCCCGCCAUCGCCGCCCUCGGAGCAAUCGCGCCACCCUGCCAUUGCCGAGCCAUGAAUUGGAGAGUGUUGUCUUCAACGAUGAAGAUAUGAGGGAAGAGGAAGAGGAGAAUGAGGAUGAUGAGUGAAGAGGGCUAACAUUUUAAUGUGUUUUAUUAACAAAUGAAAUUUUUUUGAAGAUGCCAAGAGCUUCCUUAUCAGGGCUCCCACUCACCAUAUUCACCAACACCACUAUGCGACCUAUUACCAGAAGGGAGUCUGUGCUUGGUUCCAAAUGCUCAUUGAGAAGCAUUUUAACACCUCCUCAUUCGACGUUUCUGCUGCGUUUUAUGCAUCAUUUUGGGUGCAGAAACGAAGGGGUGCAUCAUUCAAAGAAACCGCUACCCCUUUUCUCAUUUAGAGCGAUCUCAGUGAAUGCUUUAUCUGUUAAAAGAUCAUGUACAAUUGGACCUUGGAGUAGUUGUUUAGUAAGGGAAUAUGCUAAAGUUAGAACUAAUGAAUCUAUUGAGAUGAAGAUGGAUGAAGAUGUUAUCCGAUUUAAAAUUGGUGAUCAGAGUCAAGAAGGAACAUCCUUAAAUAAAAGGAAAGCAAUGACAAAAAAGUCAGACGUGUCAAGAAAGGCGAAGCUCAACGAACUUAGGUUUUAUCGGUUGAAAGCAAAGAAAAAAAUGAAUUCUCCAAAUCCUGAAGUUAGGAUAAGGUACAAGCUUGAGAAGGCAAAGAGAAAAGAAGCGUGGUUGAUAGAGAAACUGAGGAAAUACGAGUUGCCUAAAGCAGCGCUUGAAACCUAUGAUCCCGAAAUAUUGACUGCAGAGGAGAGGUUUUACCUAAAGCGCACUGGCGAGAAAAAGAAACAUUAUGUUCCGGUGGGGAGACGAGGAGUAUUUGGUGGUGUUGUUCUUAAUAUGCAUCUACAUUGGAAGAAGCACGAGACUGUAAAAGUCAUCUGCAAACCCUGUAGGCCUGGGCAAGUGCAUCAAUAUGCCGAGGAGCUUGUUAGGUUGAGCAAAGGCAUUGUUAUCGACACACAGCCAAAUAAUACGAUUAUAUUUUAUCGGGGGAAGAACUAUGUUCAACCAGAUGUCAUGUCACCUCCAGACACUCUUUCUAAAGCAAAGGCCCUAGAGAAAUAUAAAUAUGAGCAGUCAUUAGAGCAUACAAGUGAAUUCAUUGAAAAGUUGGAGAACGAACUCGCUGAAUAUCUCGAACAUCGUGCUCGGUAUAAGAAAGAGAAGAAGUGAAAUGACUCGAAAGGGAGAAGGUUUUGAAUGAUAUUGCACAUGAGUUAAUAUGUUUUCUUUCAUACUAUACUUUGGUUGGUUUGGAGUUGUUGACCAAUGCAUUAUAUCUUGACACAUUGUAGUAUAUAUCGCCUUAGGGGUUUCUGCUAAGUUAUUGAGAAACGAAAAGCAAGAGAUGUACAUAUAAGGAAAGGGUGGUCUAUUUUGCUCACUUUUUACUUUUUUUUUCACACGUCCUAUAAGGUGGGAAAACUUUUCCCGGGCAACAUGUACCUCAUUUUUCCUCUUUUUCAUUCCAAUAUAUGAUAAUAUUACUAUGAGAUAUUGAUAUAGUUAUAA
This is a messenger RNA of Salvia miltiorrhiza (redroot sage), 1882 nucleotides long. RefSeq lists its product as uncharacterized. The record is from RefSeq and is a predicted model, not a curated record. Bases 482 to 1543 code for a protein of 353 amino acids. The transcript has 7 exons. Lineage: Eukaryota; Viridiplantae; Streptophyta; Magnoliopsida; Lamiales; Lamiaceae. Gene Ontology annotation, molecular function: RNA binding.